CCUGAGCUCCAGCAGACGCGUUCACUGGAGGCAGAGGAGACGGACGCUGGCUCGCCCGCACCGACAAGUGGACGGAUAUGCAGUGAUGCCCUUGCGAAUGAAAGGGUCUGCGGCGCUCUCCGAACAGCGAAGGGAGACAUUUCAUCUCGGUGGAGGGGGGCGAAGGAGAAAGCGAGUGCGCGGCGUUUCGUGGGAAUAGAUUCGGCAUCUUUGUAGCGCGCUUUGAUGGCAUCGGCCUGCGGACUGUCGGAGGAAGCCGGGGACUGGAUUUGACAUGUCGCAGGGAUGUACCGUGUUAUCUGUGGUCAGAAGGUGAUGGCAGUGCUGGCGGAGCAUCACCUCUACUUCUACCCAUUCCACCUGAUCGAUGCCCCUUUCCUGCACAGAGGCAGCAUCUGAAAUCUGGACAACCAUCUUCCCUUCCUCUCCCUCUGUCUCUCCUCACUCAUUUCAUACCACUCCCUCCGCCCUCCUCGUCCAGCUGCUUUUUGCCUCUCCCUCAGUCUCUCCUCCCAUCCUUACCAUCUUCCUCUUUAACCUGGAAUUUCUCUGCAAAGUCUCCUUCUUCAUGAUGGCUUGCUUUGGGCGGUCUCUGGACUCCCCCUGCACACUAGCCUUGCUGAUAGGCUUUCAGUUUGCCUUUGUGCUCUAUUUCUCCCUCGGGGGCUUCAGAGGUCUGGUGUCUGUCCUGGUGCACACCACAGAGCCAGAGUUUGAUUAUUCUCGACCUCAUGACGUCUACACCAACCUCAGUCACCUCGGGGUACCGCCUCCUCCGCCUCGGAACUCUGGGCUUCCUGCUUCAGGGCAACCGCUGAGAGACUGCCCCAUCCCCUCCCCCCUGUUGGUUGGACCAGUGUCCGUCCAUCUAUCGUCUCCUCUCUCUUUGGAGGAGAUCCGACAGCGGAACCCUUUAGUGUUGCCUGGUGGACGGUAUCGGCCUCCGGACUGCGAACCGCACCACCACACGGCGAUAGUGGUACCGUUCCGAAACCGACUAAGCCACCUCCGGUCCCUGCUGUACCACCUGCACCCUUUUCUGCAAAGACAGCAGAUACACUACAGCAUCUACAUUGUACAACAGUGGGGGAACAGCACUUUUAACCGAGCCAAGCUGCUGAACGUUGGGGUGCGGGAGGCUCUUAAAGAUGAAGACUGGAGCUGCAUUUUCCUCCACGAUGUCGACCUGCUGCCCGAGAACGACCACAACACCUACACCUGCCACAAACAGUUUCCCACACACCUGUCUGUGGCCAUGGACAAGUUCAGAUACAGGCUGCCGUACCAACAGUAUUUCGGCGGGGUGUCUGCGGUGACCCCAGAUCAGUAUAUGAAGAUGAACGGCUUCCCCAACCAGUACUGGGGCUGGGGGGGAGAGGAUGAUGACAUUGCUGCCAGAGUGCGGUUGUCCGGUAUGAAGAUUGUGCGCCCCCCAGUGGCCAUUGGUCAUUACAAGAUGAUCAAGCAUAAAGGAGAUAGAGGCAAUGAGCAAAAUCCACGCAGAUUCGACCUCCUGAAAAAGACCAGGCUCAACUGGCACUCCGACGGCCUCAGCUCGUUGACUUAUGAGCUGCUUUCCAAAGAGCUGGAGCCGCUCUACACCAACCUGACCGUCAACAUUGGAGAGGACCCCCGGUUCACCCAGGGUAAAGCUCACAGCGCCGUAAAAGCUACGCCUGUCCACCCGCGUAGCUCCAGCAAGGACCGAGGCCCGGCUAAGCAAGUGAAAAGUCUAGAAGAAGCAGUGGCGGGAAAUAGCGUUUGGGUCAAGCCGUCGGGAGAAAAGACAAAGCCCACCCUGUCCAAGACAGCUAAUCAAACCACACAGGAAAAGGCAGGAGUGAUUAAAUAAGAGGUGUUCAUUGAGAAAUAACCUUGCAUUUGUAGCAUAAAGUGGAUUCCCCCUUCAUUUGGAUCUGACAGAAAAAAAUGAUGGAAAGCAGCAUGGAUCUGUUGCAUUAAGGGUAGUUGUGCACUGGGUCACAGAGACAAAAACCUGUUCUCUUUACAGAUUCAGGGCUAUUGAAUCCCCUUUUUCUUGGGUUUGUGAGCCACUGAACGUGACACUGACUCUUAAGGACUGGCAAAGAAAUCUGUCAGAGCAGAACGAGAUAAAAGGCAUCCGAGUAAAGGUCCAGAAAGCUCACCGGAAAUGAGACAGCGACAGAUACAGACCCCUGAAGACUGGAACUGCUAGUUGCCAGCAGCUCAUCUGCAGAGCUGCAGCUUUAAUCAGUCUGCGCCUCCUAUUCCCCCUCGUUCAAAAAAACAAAACAAACAAGAAGCUGCUGCUGUCCGUCCACCUCGCUCCGUUGGUGGGUUUGUGUUUCUGUGCCUUCUCUCUUUUAUGCGCAUUUUAUAUACUGAUAGAGAUGCUUUUAGGGGGCUAAGCUAGGAUAAAGCUGGGAGGAUAAAGCUGGUGCUGGACCAGAAACACCCCCUGUUCCAGGACUGCUUUUUUAUAUAUAUAUAUAUAUUUGCUUGCAUCGAUCAAUCACUGACCAACGACAUAGUUCCUGGAAUAUCCUAGAGUUUAUAUUUAUAUAUCUAUAUAUAGAGAAACAUGUUUAUUUGUGUACUCCUUUAGUUUCAAUGUCCUUCAUUACAGUCUGGUGCCUCUCUCGCUCUCUCUAUAACGUUUAGUUUAGAGACAAUCAAAUUAUAUGGGAGUGUAAACUGUAUCCAAACACAUAACUAAAAUGACGUGGCAUGAUAGUUGUUGUCUAGUUUGACUAUAUUCUUGAUACACAGACCUGUGGUUCUGAUAUUACCUGUGUUAUUUUUUUGUUUUGUUUGAAUCGUUUCAUUUUAGAUUAGUCAGGCGUGAGAAUAAGAAGAACGCCUGCAGAUGGCAACGUAAGGCACGCAAUGAGAAUGUCAGGCUAGUGUUCUAAUAUCUAACGUGGUUAUGGUGAAAAACAAAGCACUGUGCGUAGAUUUAGCUUGCGAACAAACGUUUGCCUCUUUCUGUCUGUCUUUAUUUGCUACAGUGAAUCUUUUAGAGGCUAAGGCGAGAAGGAAAUGUUUCAAGCUUGAUAUGUUUUUGCUUCAUUUGAAAACCCCUGAAGGCUGUCUGAUCAGGACAUGCAUGUAGGUUAUCAUGUACCUGCAACGGCAGAUAUAGCUUCAUUCCAGCCGUUCUGAAUGUACUUUGCAGUGUUCGUCCGAGUUUGUGUUUUGCAAAACGGAGAGUUUAGUUACAGUGCCUUGCAGAAGAAUUCAUACGUCUUCGACUCUUUUCACGUUCUGACGCAUUACAGCCACAAACAUCAGGGUGUAUUUAUGGGAUUUCAUGUCGUAGUGAAACAAUAGCAGUGCAUAGUUGUAGACAGGAAGGAAAUUAGUACAGAAUUGUGUUUUUUUAUGUAUUUUAUUUUUCGUUUUUACAAAAAGAAAAAAAUCUGAAAAGUGUGAUUUGGAUUUUUAUUCAGCCCACCUUGGUCAAACCUUUAUAGAGUGACCUGUUGCUGCUCUUCCCAAGUCAUUUAGGGUAUUUCUUCAGCAGCUUUGUACAUGAAAAACUAAUGUGUUUUCUUAGCAAAACAUGUCAAGCUCUGUCAGAUUGGAUGGAUGGUGUCCAUGAGAAUCAAUUCUAAUUGGAUUUAGGUCUGGACUUUGACUUGGCCAUUCUAACACAUUUCAUAUCCUUUGAAUACGCUGCCUACCAGCUAGAUGGCCUCCAACUGCCUUUCAUGCACACCAUAUUUAUAAUGGCGUGCAUCAUAAAUGGGAACAUUUUUAACAUGAUAAAAAAGAAAAGUUAAAGUUAAUGUGGAGUAAUCAAGGGUCCUCAACACAAUAUUUAGCGGCAGUAUCAAAUGUGCUUAUUUUCCUAAUAUUGUGCACUUUAGUUACAUAAAUGUUGUUUUAUAACCUUAACCAGCUUUAUAAUUCUCCAGAAAUAAAUCCCUGAUCUUGCUGCUGUGUUAUUUGUCUUCCUGAUGCUGUUUAUUCUCUGACCAACUUCAGAGCUCUUCACUUCUUCCCUAAUUAGGUGAGAUCCGAAGACAUUUGGUUGCACUGAAUUUUCUUUGUUGGUGUCAGAGUAAAGGUGGCUGAGUAAAAAUGUGUGGCGCACUUUGCAGAUUUUUGUUUCCAUUUAAAAUGCUUCUGUUUCUCAACUAUGCACUACUUUGUGUGGUCUUAAUCAGAUACAGUGAUGUUUCUGACUGGAAUGUGGAAAAAUGUGAAAUGACAAAAAAAAAAAAAAAGCGAGGGUGCUUUUGCAUGGCUCUUUACCGUAGUGGACUUAAGUCUGAUCACGAGUUAGCAAUAUGAUUUCUCGCUGUUAUCUGAGACUGUACAACUGAAUCUAGUUUCGAACGAAGUAUUGUAUCCACUGGUGUUGGGGUUUGUUAAGACAGUAACAGGCAAAGUAUGAGUUAGUGUGAACUGAAUGUAUUCUAUUUCUUAAAUAAUUUUAUAUGUCACUGAUAAAGCUAAACAUGCUUACAUCUGAGGUGAUCUUUAAAGUGUUCUCUAUUGUAGAUCAGACCGAUGCUCCAUUUACAGCUGUAACACAUCUCUACAUGUCUUUUGUCAUCUGUGUGCCUCAUGAAAUAAUUAAAAAGGCCCCAUAAGGACUAAAGGACCGGAUGUGUGCCGCACCGUUAGAUUUGAGCACCCUCGUGUGGCACCGCUUGGCGAGAUAAACCAAGCGCUGAAUGAAACUGCAGUGUUGUGACAGGAAUGCUAAUCAUAAACGUUCGCCAUUCACAGGCUCUGAGCCAAUCAGAUACUUGCAUCACAGUGUCAGGAGGAUUUUUAUUUAUUUAUUUUUUUUUUUUUAAAUGUACGCAGCAUCACAUGACUCUGUCCCGUCAUCUUAAAGGAGAAGAGAGGCUCAGAUCUUUAUUUGCCAGUGGAAUCAUGAACUACGUGGUGCAAAAGACUUUUAUGAAUGGAUACUGAUCCGUGUUUAUUCUAAAGUAUUCUAAUAAAGUAUAGCUUUGAAAGUACAGACCAAGAGACAAAUCAGAUUCAUAAAAAGAUUUAUGCAGUAUUAAUGUUUAUUUGCUUACAGAUUAUCCUUCAUUUAUUAUUAUAUAACCUGGUAAAAAUAUUAUGAUAUGUAAGACUGAUGCCGUUUUAAAGAAAUAUAAUCUCAGCAGAUUAAUCAGCAAGCCAUGUGCUUCAUGUGAGAUAUGCCAUAUAUUGGAUAUUUUAGUUUUUAUAAAGACUAUUUUGCAAAGGCAUUGGAGUUUAUAUUACAGUUCAGUAUUUAAAUGAAGGAUACAAAAAGGACAGCUGGCUUAAUAGAUGGUAUCUUCUUGCACUCUCUGAGAAAGGAAAACCCCUCUUACAUAAAACACUGGAGAGGAUGUUAAGUCCUUUCAUCUUUUUUUUUUAGGUUGCCUUAUUUACUGACCAUAUCUUGAAGAGGACAGAUGUGAUUUAUUUAUGUUUUUUUUUUUUUGUUUUUUUUUUUUGUACCUGUGUGUGUGUGUCUGUUUUUACGGAGCUAAAGCAAAAAAGUAACAGAAUCAAGGAAAAUAUAUGGGCUUCAUUGUGAAAGAAAGCAAAUACAUAAACCAAUAAAAAAAAAACACGAUC
Molecule: messenger RNA, 5553 nt
Organism: Fundulus heteroclitus (mummichog)
Lineage: Eukaryota; Metazoa; Chordata; Actinopteri; Cyprinodontiformes; Fundulidae
Gene: b4galt3
Product: UDP-Gal:betaGlcNAc beta 1,4- galactosyltransferase, polypeptide 3
Exons: 7
Coding region: 368-1852 (494 amino acids)
Biological process (GO): carbohydrate metabolic process; galactosylceramide biosynthetic process
Molecular function (GO): glycosyltransferase activity
Source: RefSeq, a predicted model, not a curated record